Messenger RNA from Labeo rohita (rohu), 6767 nucleotides. RefSeq names its product carbohydrate sulfotransferase 6 (gene chst6). Lineage: Eukaryota; Metazoa; Chordata; Actinopteri; Cypriniformes; Cyprinidae. The transcript is spliced from 2 exons. Gene Ontology annotation, biological process: sulfur compound metabolic process; N-acetylglucosamine metabolic process; carbohydrate metabolic process. Gene Ontology annotation, molecular function: N-acetylglucosamine 6-O-sulfotransferase activity. Gene Ontology annotation, cellular component: Golgi membrane. The coding region runs from base 495 to 1688 and encodes 397 amino acids. The record is from RefSeq and is a predicted model, not a curated record.
AGUUUGGCACAAUGGACAGGAUACAGAUGCAAUGUUUUCCUGUUUCAUUCAUGCGUGUUGUGACAGAAUAUGCUACUCUUUCUAAAUCUCUGAAUUUAUGUUUAUAUCUUACAUAGAUUGAGUUAUUGAAUAUUCACUUUUUAGGAAAACUCAGAUGUAGCUAGCUUAGAUAACAAUAUGUAGAAUUGUAGUUUAUCUACACAUAACUGCAUCACACUUACACGCGUUUUACAUGAGCUUUGUUUUAUUCUUGACACAAUGGAAUAGGAGACAAAGCGUCCACUCUAAGAAGUUCAUGUCAUUUUAGUGUCAUAAAAGAUCAUUUUACAAAAAGGCUACUCACUGUGAAGUCGGAUAACCCCGCCCACCUCCUGCCAAUCACUCUUAAAGGCCACGUCUCAAAGUUUUUUUCACAUCCAGAGAGUUUACAGCAGUAACGUUUUAUCCUUCAAUGCGAACGCGUUGCUGAACAGGAGGUAAAUCAAGGUGACAGUAUGCUGCGGUGGAGAGUGUCGAAGCCCACCGUGCUGAGCCUUUUUCUAAUUCAGGCUGUCGCAGUGGUGCUUCUGUACGGGUGGUACAGUCGUCCACCCAGUCAAAACACAUCUCCGUCCCAGGGCAAGGUACACGUGCUGUUGCUGUCGUCAUGGAGGUCUGGCUCGUCGUUCCUGGGCCAGGUGUUCAACCAGCAUCCGGAUGUCUUUUAUUUGAUGGAGCCAGGCUGGCACGUGUGGACGUCUAUACAUCAAGCCGGCGCGCGUAGCUUGCGAAUGGCGGUGCGCGAUUUGAUUCGCAGCGUCUUUCAGUGCGACAUGUCAGUGAUGGACGCUUACAUGCCUCAGCCACGCAACGUCUCCAACCUCUUCAUGUGGAGCCACAGCCGUGCGCUCUGCUCUCCACCCGCUUGUUUUCUCACAGCUCGAGACGAGAUCAGCAAAGAGCAAGAAUGCAAGCAGCACUGCGAUACGCGAGGUUUGAAGCUCGCAGAGGCAGCGUGCCGGACUUACAGCCACGUAGUGUUAAAAGAAGUGCGUUUCUUCGAGUUGGAGUCGCUUUAUCCUCUACUGCGCGACCCCACUUUGGAUCUGCGCAUCAUCCAUCUGGUUCGCGACCCACGAGCGGUGCUUCGUUCCAGGGAGCAGUCGGUCAAAGCCCUGGUGAAAGAUAGCGCUAUAGUCCUGGAACACGCCAACGUCCCCGAAAAGGAUAAGUCGUACCAGGUCUUGCAGGAGAUUUGCCGCAGUCACGUGCGCAUUUAUGAGACCGCCAUGUUGAAGCCACCCGAUUUCCUGCGGGGACGCUACAAAAUGGUACGUUAUGAGGAUCUAGUGCAUAACACGCAGGCGGAGAUCGAAGCCAUGUACGAGUUUGUGGGUCUGGAGAUGACUGAAGCUUUGCAGGAGUGGAUCUACCGCAUCACCCAUGGGAAGGGCAAGGGAACGAAGAAGGAGGCCUUCAAGAUCACCUCGCGAAAUGCAGAGGACGUCUCCUUGGCUUGGCGAACCACCUUACCCUUUGCGAAAGUCCAGCGCAUCCAGGAGGUUUGCAAGGGAGCCAUGACUCUGCUUGGAUAUAAGACGGUGGAUAGCGAGAAGGAGCAAAAGCUGCUGGACUUAAACCUGCUGACACCACGUGAACGCUAUCAGUUCAGCUGGAUGCCUUCUAAAAGCACUACCGCUAAAUUAUAGAGGCGCUCCAGUGAUCAAAAGCGUAAAGACCAAAGAACUGUGGCGUUUGCCCUUCAGUUUUUGUUUCUGCUUCACUUCCUACUAAAGUACAAUCAAACGUGUGGACCGUCUGACACCGUGUUCUAGUGACCAGCAGAGAACUGGACGUUCCUCUGUUAAAUGGGAUGCUAAAGCAAUGAAGCGCUGUCAAAACCUUUAACACUGGAUGCUGUUUUUGAAGAAAUUAUGGUCCAAUGAUUAACUUCAAGAUGUAUUUAUUGACAAAAAACUAUAAUGGUGUUUUUUGUUUGUGUUUACGAAAAGAACAUUAGCAUUUCAAACUGACGUUGUAGAUGUGGGUUGAAUCAGAAAUACAAUAGGACUGUUACUUUCAUAUAAAUAACCGUAUAAAGCUGAAUAUCAACGCCAUUGUGAAUAAAAUAGUUCCUGCUCCUGAAGACCCACUGUUCCACAGAGUUUAACUGCAACUCUAAUCAAACACACCAGGGGCCUGUAGCAUGGAGCCGGAUUAGCUGGCUAGCCUGGUAAGUUUCAGUUUAGUUUGUACCAAUCCUUGGUUUUAGGUACCAUGAAAGUGGCUUGGCUUUAAUUGCCAUAGUAGCUUGCACUCCACGGCUAACUUGCUCCGGGGCAGGUUAUGUUCUGGGUUAGAGAUCAAAAACUGACAUCGGACCAAUCUGAUGUGAGCAAAGUGAUACAUGUCUGACGCAAAAAGUUAAUAUAUGAUUGUAUGUUUAGAUUUAUGUUAGUGUUAUGAUAUUUUAGAAGUCUGCUGGAUGUAGACCAGUUGCUGUCCAUGUUCUCGCUGGAUUUAGACUUGGACAAUGAAAAAAUUGUUCCAACUCUUACAAAUGUGAUUGGAUGUGCUAUUUUUUUAUUUUUAUUUUUUUUUAAGUCACACAUCAGUUAAAUCCUUGCUGUGAAGCACUUUGUUUAACUGUAAACUGAACAAACAAAAAAGUCACACAAGAGCUGGAAGAUGCAGAAAUUUAAUGCAAAUGAAAGGAUUUAAUUUAAUUGCCUGAAAAGUUCCAAAAGCUCCUAUAAGAUGGAUUUUCAGAGAAUGCAUACAAAUUAAAAACACAAACACAUUAAAAUGUUGUAUACCACCACUACAGUUGACAAUUUCAACCAAAAUUAAAUAAUGAACAGGAUUUAUGUUGUGCUCUUUGGACGAGUGCAUAUUAGAAAAAUCGUGGCCUGGGCAAAUAAAAAAUCCUAACGCAAGAUUUCCAAGCUCACAAUAAUAUGCAGCAAAUUGAGUAUGUACAUUGUGGGAAUGUUGUAAUACGGAUUUUUUUUUUUUUUUUUUUUUUUUGACCAUAAAUGGCCUACAAUUGAGUUAAUUGCAUUACUUGUCAGAAAGUCUGUUUAUUUGUUUUAUAUUUAUUGCACAUAAGGGCCAAAGGUUGUUGCUCCCUUUUUAUAGACAAAGAGAGGCCUGUGCAUUACUGGAAGACAUAAGGAGGAAAACUAGUCUUUCUCUAUUGAGUUAAUUAUGCCUGCAUGUAAAACACGUGAGAAAAUAAGGCUUAGAAUGUGAAUUUAUCUUGUUUUGAGAAUAUUUAGCUACUGUAGUGGAAAACAAAGCAAAGUUACUUAUUUUAAUAAGAAUCUGUUUCUGUACAUCUACAGUAAGAGGGUCCUCUUACAAGUUCAAUGUUAGCUAUGGUAAUUGGAAGAAAAUCAACUUUAGGUAGGUUAUUGUUCUGAUUAUAUACAUAUGGACUAAAUAUCUGACUUUUAUCAUCCAUGUGUUUAUCUGCUCUUAAAUUCAUAAAUUUAAAUACUUGAGUGACUUUGAAACUGAAUAAUUAGGUGAAGAGAACAAUUAGGUUUUGGGUUCUACAAAUUCAUUUAUAUUUAUCUAACUAAAGGUGAUUUUUAUUAUUAUUGUUUUUUAAAUCACAUGAUCAACAAAGUGAAAAUGUAUAUACAGUGCACAGCAUAAAUGAGUACACCCCAUCAGAAUAAAUAUAAAAGAUGUAUUUUCUUAAUGAUCACUAAUAUAAUUCAGGGAAAGAUGGCAAAAUUUAAAUGUAUUAAACAUAUACUUAUCUUUAACAGGGAGUGUUGCUCAGCUCGUCUCUACAGAAUCCCCCACAGCUGCUCAAGAGUAUUAAGAUUGAGUGAAAUACAAGUCCACUGAAGGAUUUUCACUUUGGGAGAAUUAAUAUGUUCAUUGUCAUGCUGAAAAAAUGCCCAAUAAUGCAGGGAAUGAGGGUAGCUUCUUCAGUUUUUUGUAUUACAUCACACAGUGGUGUGUGUGAAUUCAUGACCACUUUGAUAAAGCACAACUCCCUCACACCUUCAGCACUCAUACAUCCCAAUAUAAGAGCUUUACUGCCACUGAAUGUCACUGUGAGUACCAGGCACUUCUCACUGUACUCCUCCUCUAGCAACACCACAACAUUUUGGAUGCUUUUGGAUUCGAAAUGAUUGACUUGGUCUCUUGAGACCAGAGUAUGGAUUCCCAGAAGUCUAUAUUUUGUAAAUAUGGGCCUUGUAAGAGGUUAAAUGAGUUUAUUGUGCUUUGGCUACACUAGGUAAUACUAGUGGUGACAACAGCCAUGUCACUUCUGCAGGCUGCGUCGUCGUACUCUGUGAGAUAAAGUGUCACUCUUUUCAUAGCUUUUGUCGACUCUGAGACACUUACGUGGUAUUUCUCCGGCUCUUUUUCUAGCAAAAAUUCUUAAAGUGAAGGCCUGAUUAUUUCAGGAUCCUUGUCACAAGUCCAUUGUUUUUGAAUGUUGGUGCUGCUUCUGCUAUAUUUUCACACUUAAAACAAUAAUUUGGUAUUCCUCUUGUACCAUUGUCCACUUUUAUGCUAAGAAAUCAGUCACCUGGCAGUUCUCUCCCAAGUGGUUUCAUUGUUGGCAGCAUCAAGUCUGAGUAUGAUCCAGUAGGCUAUAUAACACUUUUCAAGAAUUUUAGGAAAUUACUUGUCUUUUAAAGGUUUGGUUUAACAUACUUACCUGUUAAUCAGAAAUAGCCUUAAACCUACACUUUUUUUUUUUAUUUAUUUAUUUUUUUUUAUUUAGUAACUUUCAGGAAGGUGUACUCAUUUUUGCAACACAACCUCUUAUCACUUUGAUAAGAAAAUCUUAUUUUCCUAAAUAAUUUUGACAUUCUUCUUUGGUAAUUGAUCAAGCAGGCUUGCUGGAACAUCAUAUCUCCAAAGAACCCCAACAUGUCAUCUAAAUAAAGAGUAAUUGCUGAAUUUAAGUUUUGGAGGGGGUGUACUUAUUUUUGCUGUGCACUGUAUUGAUUACAUAUAGAUAUCUUUUUAAAAUACUUUUCUAUGUACUACUUGGCCAUUACUAACUAAUUGUAAUAGCAGUGUUGAUAAAGUGUUGGAAGAUGCUGUUUUAUGAUUUUAUGACUUGUUUGAUUGUGGUAAAGCAGUAUGUGAUAAAGUCUCGCUAAAAGGACUUCAAACCUGGAUGUCAGACUUGCUUCUACGUUGUGUGGUACUGUGGUACUGUUUUGUUUGUCAUUUACAUAAAACAAUACAUUUAUUGUUCCUUGUACAUGUUCUGUGGAAUUUCUCUGUAUACACUGACGUUUGAAACCUAAUGUGAUCAAAUGCAAACUUUUAUUUUUUCAUUUUUAAUUGAAGUAUUGCCGUUUCAUGAGGUAAUGUUUGAGUUCAAUGGGAGCUGGUAUUUUAUUGAUGUUUGAAUCACAUUGAUUUAUAUUCAACAUGUCAAGCAUUGUCCUAAAUCAGUUGAAGUGUAAAUGAAGAUAAAGUUCCCGCAAGAUCAAGAUCUCUUCAAACACUUGUGUUGUGUGACUGUAGAGCAGGGCUGGGGAGCUUCGUUCCUGGAAGGCCACUGUCCUGCAGAAUUUAGCUUUAACCCUAAUUAAACACAUAGUGAUCAUUAAGACCUUUAUUAGCUUGUUCAGGCAUGUUUGAUUAGGGUUGGAGCUAAACUCUGCAGGACAAAGUUGCCCAGCCCACCUCUAGAGAAUAUAUUUUCUUACCUGUUGUGAUUAGGAAAGAAGUCUGAUAAUGUAUCCAUCACAAUCUAUUCUGUUGUCAAAAUAUAUCGGGAGAGAGACAUUAAAGAAAUAAAAUCAUGGUACACAUUUAGAUUAUCAGUAUUUAUGCUUGAUUUCAGUAAGUUGUCUCUAGGUUUAUAAUUAAUGUUGCUUUUUUGGUUGUUCGCACAUUCCUCAUCCACUGGUUUGUCUAAAUCUGUCUGAUCAAUGUGGAGUAAAAUGGUUAAUGUUCCCUGUAUGUCCCUGCUGUAAUAAUAUACGUAAAAGCUAUUAGCUAUGUACAGUAGACUAAUAUUGCUUUUAUACUGAGUUAUAAAUACAAUAAUGUAACUCUAACCCUCACAGAGAACUUUUUGCAUUUUUACAACCUUGUUUACUUUUGUGCAAAUGAGCAUGGCCUCAAAUGUCCCAAAAAGGAGGUUUUGUCAAUAUCAGAAGUAGCGUUCAGUAUGUUUUGUUUCCAGCAGCUGCUUUGAGUCCUGCAAUUGCAUCACGUCCUCAUAAACUGCUCCAGAUUUGACAGGUCUUGGUGUGAGACAUUACUCCACUCUUCCACCAAGUUCAGUUUUGCAUGGUUACAUGUGGUUUGCCACUGCAUUGGCAAUCAGCUGUCCCUCUUGUCUCCCUGCUGCACUGUCUUAGGUUUCUUACACUGAAGACAUUGCAUGGAUACAGGUCCAUGUGCAAUUGUUUAUGGUUCACUGAACAACAUUGUUUAAAGCCUUUCUAAUAAAUAUCUGUAAAGCUUAUUUGGAAUUUACAAAACUGUCUUCUGGUAUUUCAUCUAUAGCUUUAUUUAUAGUGUUAUCUAGCACAUCUAUUGAUACUGCAGUGACUUAGACACUCGUCUAAACAUUCAGAAGCAAUUAAAAGAUACAAGUAAAUUGCAUAGAACCCUUCACAGUUUUUUGAUGAACAGAAUCUGCCUAGAACUGCAAAUGGCGUUUUAAAUUUUUAGGUUGAAGGUCUUCAUAUCUGUUUAUCUUUUGUUCAAAGACUAUUAACAUACUUUUAUAUUGUCAGUGAUUCUGAACAAGAAUGUAAUCUGGUGAAUGUAAUGAAUUUAUUUAAUAUAAA